CUGAUAAUUGAAUUAUUUAUAUAUAAAGUUAAUUGCAAAAUGGCACACUAGCGCUAAGUACAACUGAUCAGAACGCUGUAGUCUGUAGUUUCCAGUGAGCCGCGUCAGUUCGAUAAAGUCUGUAGUGAUAUACGAAGUGAAAAGCGAUAGGUAUUAAAUGUGUUAUCAAAUGUGCCUUCGAUCGAGCACAAUUAUUCACGAAGUACUAGUUUAAUACUAAAGAGAGAUUUGCUCGAUUUUAUAAAUUACAUCUAAAAGGAAAGAUGGACCAAACAGACGAAAACGAACACAAUGCGUUGCGAGAAGUUUUAAGCGACGAAGAAUUAACACAAAUUCCGGAAGAAUUCGUUAAGAAAUUAAACACGUACUUUAAAGAUAAAUUUGAACAGUAUAUUACGGCUAAAGCAGUUUUUGAAACUAAUAGGAAAAGCUUUGAUCAAACUUUGGAUAAAUUACAAAAAGACUUGGUUGAAGAAAAAUCAAACUUUCAAGAGUAUAAGGAAAAAUUAGACGUGGCAGAGAAAUUCAAUGCUGAAUUACAAACUAAUUUAGAUGAAGCUAAGAGCGAAAUACAUAAACUACAAGAGAAUGUUAAAAGAUUGGAGAAGGAAAAUGUAGAUUUACGCAGGUACAGAGAUACAAUAGUCGAUGAAAGAGAUGCGUUGCAAUUACAGGUUGAACGACGAGACACAGAAAUUGAAAGAAUGCAUACGGAAUUAUCUUCUCUAGGUAGUCAACUACAAAAAGCUGUUACUACAAAAUGUCAAGUUCUAGCAGAAACAGAGGAAAUUCGAAGUCGCGAUAUGACUCUUGAUUUCAAGGAGAAACGUCUAGAGCAAGAAAGGACACUUCUUCUGCAACAAAUGUCAGGCCUUGAAGAGGAAUUAGUAAAAAGAACAUCAGAAUUACAAACAGCAAGAUCAGAAGCUUCUGCGCGAUCAUUUUUAACCGAAACUCGUUUGGCACAACGCGACGAAGAAUUACGUAUUGCUAAUGAGGCAAUGUCGCAACUACGAGAAUCAUAUGCAUUAAUUCAAAAACGCUGUGACGAAUUUGCUCAAAAAUUAGAAGGGCAGCGUUCUCACGAAAUUUCUAUACAUGCUUCCUAUAGAGAAGAAAUUACAGCUCAAACUAGAUUGGCCGAUCUUUAUAAAGGAAUGGCAGAUGAAGCAAAUGCAAAAGCUGAAGAAUUUAGUACAGCGGUUAAAGAACUUCAGGAAUUAUUAGAGCAUGCCACAGAACAAUACGGAAAACUAGAGACUACGCAUAAUCAACUUCAAUUACAGCACAAAGAAAAUUUAGAAGAAAAGGAACGGAAAAUAGACGAACUUUCGAAAGAAUUAAAUCACGCGAAUGAAUUACUUAAAAGCAUUAAACAAGAGAGAUUAGAUCAAGCUGUUGAACAACUUGCACCAACAGCAGCAAUAACUAGUCGCGUGCUUAGGAAAGGCUUGAGUCUUACACAGAUUUACACACAAUUAGUUGAUGCAACAAACGAAUUAACUUCCGAACGUGAGGAAAACGAACGACUGAAGUCUCACAUGGAAGUCAUUUUACGUGAAUUAGAAGAUAAAGCACCUAUUUUACAACAACAACGUGAAGAUUAUGAAACUGCUAUGACUAAUAUUGCAACUCUUACAUCAAGAUUAGAUGAACUUUUAGCAGAAAACCAUAAGUUGCAAGAAGUAGCGGAUGAAGCAAAUCGUAUUGCUAAACAUCAUACUAAAGAAAAUCAAAGAUUGAAGACAGAACUGUCAGAUUUAGCAAGACAAGUGUGCUUCCUUUUGAAGGAAGUUCAAGAAAGUAGAAGUGGUGCAACUAUUCAUUCAAAUGAAUUUUCAAAUUCAAUGGAUGUGGAUAAUCUUGCUUCGUCUGAAAUUAUCAGUAAAAAGCUUGUGACUUUUAAAGACAUCGAAGAAUUACAAGAAAAUAAUCAAAAAUUAUUAUCGAUAGUCCGUACAUUAUCGUCGAGGCAGGAAGAAAUUGAGAAAGCAACCGAUGAAAUAAAUUCUGGUGAAAUGAAGGAAAAAUUAGAUAGGUAUUUAGAACAGUUAGAAGAUAUGCAAGCUGCGCAAGACAGACAAGGAAAAAUGUUAGAGGGCCUUUUAAGACAGCGAGAUAUGUAUAAAAAUAUGUAUCAACAAUGUUUGAAACAGACAAAUAUGUCAGAAAAGAAGGACGCCUCCAUCAUAUCGGAAGAAGAUACGAAAGAGAUGGAUGGGGAAAAAGUUGUUAAAGAUGAGUCAUCUAAAAUUACUCAGGAUGACGCGAAUAAAGAAAAGGAAUUGAAAAAACAAUUAAUAGAAUGCGAAAGUAAAUUAAAACAAGUUACAGAUGAAUAUGAUAUUUAUAGAAAGGAAAAAGCAGCGCAUGAACGAAUGUUAGGAGAAGAAGUUGAAAGACUUAGAAAAGAAGCAGAAGCAAGUUCAGCCCGGUGUUGUAGAUUGAAAGCACAAUUAGAUUCAGCUAAUGAUAGAUUUAAUCUUUUACAAGCAAACGUUAGUUCUUACAAGUCUCAGAUAAAAGUUCUCGAGGAGAAAUGUUUUAAUUAUAAUGUUACAAUCGGCAAGCACGAACAAAGUUUAAUGAUUCUGAAGGAUGAAACUUUGGCUGCUAAGAUGCAUUCGUCUCGAGCUGAAGUGCAAUUGGAAAACUUACGGCAGGAAACACAAUUUUUACGCGGCUCUGAAGAACGCCUUUUAAAAGAACGCGAAGUGUACGAGAGAGAACGUCAAACGCAAGCUUUGUUGCAAGCGGACGUUGAAUUUAUUAAAGCUAGUUUAGAACGUGUUCAAGCCGAAGGUCAACUACGUGCCGAGCAACGUUUGGAUGAUGCUACGAGGGAAUGUGCAGCUUUGAGACGGCGAUUGCAGGAAGAACAAGACCGAUUUAGAGAAUUAACGUCCCAUUUGGAAAGGCAACUCGCAACAACACAGGAACGACUUACCGAGGAACGUAAUAUAACUGAACAAAUUCGUGUAGAGUUGGAACAAACCCGUCAAUCUGAUUCCCAAAAUACACAGCGCAUAGAGGAACUCAAUAUUAAACUUAGACAAGCCGUUAAUCAUUCAAUAUCAAAACCUAUCAGUGGCGAUGAAAAUCUCGUAAAGAGACUAAAAGAACUUGAAUUGCAACUUGCGACGACACAAGCAGAAGCGAAAUCUUUGUCAGAACAACUGAAAGCCGCGCGGCAACAGGGCCAACAGUAUUGCGAUAUAGCCGAAAGCGCAGAAGCACAAUUAAGAGAAUUAACUACGCAACAUAACAAGUGUAAAGAGGAUUUAGAAACCGCGUUAAAAGAAGCACGGGUAGAAAUAAUGUCUUUGCAAAAGAGAGUACAGGAUUUGGUAGAAGAAUUAGCAAAAGUUUCCAGCGGUAGACAAGAAACCGACUCUGUAUUAAGAGAAAAAUUAGCCGACGCAGAGAGGAAACUUGAAGAAUUAGACGAAGUUAAAGGAGAAUUAGAGAUCAUUAAAGGCGAUUUGUAUACUGCUUCGGUAACGGCAAAAGAAGCAGAAGAGAAAUAUGCUAGAGAAAUGGUAUUGCAUUCAGCAGAUCUUCAGACGUUAGCGAAGUUAAAAGAAGAAGCACAAACGGUAGACAAAAAGAUGACAACAUUGACUCAGGAAAGAAAUUCUGCUGUAGAAACUUUAGAACUUGCGAAGUCAGCUUGCAACGAAAGGGAAAAGAAAUUGCUUGACGAAAUGGAGGGGAUACAACAAAGAGUAAAUGAUUUGGAUGCACAAAAUGCUAUUUUACAUACGCAAAUUCAGGAAUUAAGCGAGAAAACUGCAAUUAUGCACAGUCAACAAACGAAAAUGAGCAGCCAGGAAAGUCCCGACACUAGUUUAGAAGCGAUGAAUCGUAGUUUUAGUGGCCUUGAAGAUGAUUCUAAAUCUGCAGAACAAUUGCUAAGAGUGAUGAAGUAUCUGAGACGCGAGAAAGAUUUGGCUGUAACGAAAUUUGACGUUUUGAGGGCAGAGAACCUUCGAUUAAAGUCCCAAAUGGAGGUCCUAGAGAAGAGAGUAAAGGAAAGCGAGGCUGUUCUAAAUUCAGAAAGAGAAAAGUCAGAAAUCGAUGUAGUGACCACGUCUAAGCACGCGGAGCUACUACGAAAAGUUGAAACAUUAAACGCGAUUGCUGAUUCUAACAGAAUUCUGAGAGAAGAAAGAGACAGUCUAAGUGCAAAGGUUUCAGAGCUUACUGCGAAAGUUGCUGCGCUUUCGGAAGAAGUUGUGCCACUUCGAGACACGACGCGAGACAUGCAAGUGAAAAUAGAGGCUUUGUUGCAGGAAAAUACAAGUCUUAAGGCGGAGGCAACUAGAUGGAGGCAAAGAGCUAACGCAUUGGUGGAGAGAGCUAACAAGACAAGUCCGGAAGAUUGGCGUAGAUUGCAAACCGAACGCGAAAAUCUUAGCAAACUGCUCACUUCCGAACGUGAGACGCACGCUAAACGCGCGGAAGAAUUCAAUCAAUUGAAAACGGAGAAAACUAAAUUGGAAGAGCAACUGAUACAACUCCAGAAACAAUUGCAAGCACAAGGGGAACAAGUUCAGAAAGUCUCCGAGGAAGCGCGUAAAUUAAGUUUGGAUUUGAACGAAGCACUUGCUGAUUCUACUUCCAAAGCUAAAGAUCUAGCCACACUGAGGAAAGAGCUUGGCGAUAAAGAAGUAGUCUUGAAUGACAUUAAGAAUAAGGAGAUUCAAAUAAGAAAAAUAGCAAAGAAAUACAAGACUCAGUUUGAGGAACUUGCGAAAACAGUGGAGGAAGAGAAAAAUCGAUCCGAAGAGUCUCGAAUAGCGGCUGGAACUUCAGGCAGCGAGGAUUCUGCUUACGUGUCCCAGGAACGCGAGGAUCAAUUGCGAGAAGAAGGCCGAGCAGAGUUGCGUCAAGUAAACAUUGACUUAACAUCAAAAGUUGACGAGUUGUCUCGACAAAUGGUAGUUGUACAAAACGAAGCUGAUUUGUUGAAGAAAGAAAUCGACACUAUGAACAAGACAAGCGUAGAGAAGGAAGAACGCGCGAAACAAGUGUUGAAAGGCGCAAGAACCAAAAUCAUGCAAUUGACGGAAUCAAAGAAGAUUUGCGAAAAAGAAUUGCUUGAUCUAAAAGCAAAAGUCGAAGCCGGUGAUACUGAAUCGGACGCGGCCGAACACGAUGCCAGACUGGUAGCUCUUAAAUCUCAAAUGGAAGGUAGAAUUUCCCGCCUGGAACAUGAGAAAUCAGAAAUUCAAGCAGAGAAAGAUAGUCUUUCGCAAAGAGUUAAUCAGUUACAGCGACAAUUAGCUGGCGUUAGCGGAGUUAGCGCUACCACGGAACCACCAACAGCAAAUAUUAAACCAAUGUCCGCUCGUGCUGAAACCCCGUUAGCAAGUAUUCGUCCCAUGAGCGUAGUAGUGCAAUCUAGAACAGCUGCAGUUCUACCUACGACUGCCAGUGCACCGGUAAUGGUUGCACCCCAUCAACAACAACAAUCACAGCAACAAGUAGUACACACCACCGAAACAAGUUCUCCAACUAGUAGUCUUCCAGAUUUUCAACCAGCUAGUACUAGCAGCUCGUCGCAGACAGCGCCUAGUACUUUACGCCAACUUGUUGUGCAACCACAGUUGAGCGAAUCAGCAGAGUCGACGCAAAGAGAAGAUCCAGAAAUUGCGGAAACGCUGAAUGUACAGCAACAGCAAUGCCAACAACAGCAGCAGCAACAACAACAACAACAAACUGUUGCCUUGGUCAGUCCAAGAGUCGAACAACAGCAGCAACAACAGGCUGUAGCGAGCGAUCAACAGCAAACUGUAGCCAGUAGUUCAACCCAGUCGGUGAGCACGUCGCAAGCUUCGACGGGGCACAAACGUCCCAGGACUCUCGAUUCCACGGCAUCAGGAUCAGGAAUCGUAGAGAGCGCAGAUCAUAGCAGGCAAGAACAAGUCCUUAGCCCUAAAACUAAACGGACCAGACAAGAAAUAGCAUCCACUGCGAGUGCUAGUGCUUCGGAAGUAGAAUAUCAGGUACCAACGUCGAGUCAACGGGAUCAAGAUGAAGAGGUAGAAGAAGGGUGUGUAGUUGUAGUGGAUUGUGACGAAGGUGAAGGAGGUGGCAACCAUCAAACGCAGGAAGAAGAAGAAUUCGAUAAUGAUCCGUACGAAGAAAUGGAAGAAGAAGAGGAAAUGCCUUAUGAGGUCGAGGUAGAAGUAGAACGAGAUAACAACGAAGUUGAGAUUAUAAUGGGAGAAGAUUCGACGAGUGUUGAAGUACCUAGACAAGCACAAGCAACGGUACCCACGAAUCAACAGCAGCAACAGUCUGAAGCGAUUAGUAGCGCUGGACCAACGGGAGAACCGCCCACAUCGUUUGCGACUCGUUCGUCGCGGGGUAUUGCACCCAUGCCUAGGCAACAACAACAACAACACCUUCUUCUGCCACAGCAAGGAUACGAGGAUGGAGGUGACGAUAGUAUAGUACCAAGCACGCCGACUUUGUUUGUUCCACGUCGAGGGGAUGGGUUCGGGGAAGCUGUGAGUUCACCUCAGGUCCCUCAAGGACGUUUCACCUUUGGAGAUUCAUCUGCACCGACGACAGCAUCGUCAACCCCUUCUUUAUCAACUCCUUCUGGAUCAACAACUCGAACGAUAUUUGGAUCAUCCAGUUCUGGAGCUGCACAAGUGGUACAAGAAAGUAUGGAUGAUACGAGAAUGGAUCUUGCUCAGUCAGAAGAUGGUGGUACUGGUCGUAGCGUGCCUACUACGCCUUUGCAAGUUUCACCAGCAGCCGAUUUACCACCUUCGACAAGCAGCGGACCAUCCGAAGAACAGGAAACACCAGUUUCAGUGACACCAGUGUCUGUAACAGGUACCACUGUUGACGAUACUAGCGAAGAACCUGCAAUACCUAGUAUUUGUGUAGUCGGUGUCGAUGAUCAACAACAUAGUCAAACUGAAAUAAUCACAGAAUCUAUCAGUACGACACCGACUGAAGGAACUAGCUCAGAGAGUGAAAAGCGUACAGAAGAAGCCGGUCCUCUGAUUUCCGGAGACGAUGAUGCGGUUGACACCGGUGAAGGAACCGAAGAACCAGGAAGUGACAUAGUAGAGGAUGAAGUAGAAGAAGAGAGUCGCGAAGCGGAAGCGUCUCCUUCCAGUAAUACGCGUCAAAGGGCAAUGGCAGCUGCGGCUGCUGCUGCUGCGGCUGCAACAGCAGCAAAUGGUACUAGAAGUGCUACGGCACGACGAUCGUCGCGAUCGCCGUUUAGGGCAACGCGCGGUACACGGCCGACGCCUAUUGUUUGGGAAAGUCAGUCUGGCAGGGGUCAAGCUGUAGUGCGCGGAGGACAUGGAGGGAGGGGAUCAAACAAUGAAACAGGAAGGGGGCGUGGAACUAGACGCCGAAUGCGCUCUAAAUUUCCAUACGCGCGAUUUUAAGACUAGAAGACGAUUUUCUAUAAGAGGUCACAUGAGAAAUGCGCAAGCAUUAUUGUCAUUUUCUGCAUGAACGAUGUAACGAACAUUGGUUGUUAAUAUAUCAACAUUUAAAAUAAAAAUAUUUUUAUUUAGCGUUAAACGGUAAUUAUGUUUUACAGAUAGAUUUUUCGAUACGACAUUUGUUAUUCCUAUAUGUUUAGGUGAGACCAUAACAUCGUUCUUGUAAUGACAACAUACGUACACGUAUCUUUCUACAUUUAAAGCUUAGAGCAUUUAAAGCUUAAUAGCAUUUCCUUUUACAUCUAUUUUUUAAUCAAAAGUGACAUUCCUUCUGUCAUACCUAUUCGUCUUCGAAGUUGCUAGAUUCAGUCAAAAGUACAUACUAUUUAAGUUGCCCUAUUUAUUGACUUGUAUAAGUAAUUUUUAUGUAAUUUGAAUUUCAUUAAUCAUUGGAUAUCUUUAUAUAAAACAUUCACACAAAGUAUGUGUACCCCAUAUUUUAAUAUGGUUUCAUACCGUGUACAGCGAACGUCACAUUGACAGUUUUUGUCAGAAUGAGCAAUUAUCAUCAUUUUCAAAAUGCGAUUUUAUUUCUUAGUA
Molecule: messenger RNA, 8018 nt
Organism: Colletes gigas
Lineage: Eukaryota; Metazoa; Arthropoda; Insecta; Hymenoptera; Colletidae
Gene: Mgtor
Product: nucleoprotein TPR
Exons: 12
Coding region: 264-7418 (2384 amino acids)
Biological process (GO): mRNA export from nucleus; protein import into nucleus
Cellular component (GO): nuclear pore
Molecular function (GO): structural constituent of nuclear pore
Source: RefSeq, a predicted model, not a curated record